AUGGGACAACACAAUCAGACAAAUGUAAAAGAGUUUGUUUUUGUGGGAUUCUCCAGGGAGCGAAACAUAAAUUUGUGUCUCUUUGUAGUGUUUCUCUCCAUGUACCUUGUCACCCUGACAGGCAAUACACUCAUCAUUGUGGCUAUCCGUAUUGACCCACGACUCAGCACCCCCAUGUACUUUUUCCUGAGCAAUUUGUCUUUCCUGGACAUCUGUUAUACAACUAGUGUGGUGCCCCAGCUGUUGGUCCAUUCCCUGACUCGUCACAAGGUCAUCUCUUUCAGUCAUUGCAUGGCUCAGCUCUACAUCUCUUUGUCCCUGGGUGGUAUUGAGUUUAUCCUGCUAGCAGCCAUGGCCUAUGACAGAUAUGUGGCUAUCUGCUAUCCCUUGCAUUACAUGACAAUCAUGAGCAGAAGAGUGUAUAUCCAGAUGGCAAUGGCUUCUUGGAUGGGCGGCUUCCUCAAUGCUCUGGUGCAGACGGUAUUUACCAUGCACCUUCAGUUCUGUAGCUUCAAUACCAUCAACCAUUUUGCCUGCGAACUCCUGGCUGUUAUCAAAGUGGCUUGCUCCAACACUUUUGUCAACGAGAUCGUGAUUAUAGUGGCAGGAGUCAUUGUCCUGUUGAUUCCCUGUGUUGUUGUGCUUCUCUCCUAUGUCUAUAUAAUCCGUGCCAUCUUACGAAUUCGCUCUUCAGAAGGUCGGCAGAGAGCAUUCUCUACAUGUACCUCGCAUCUGACUGUGGUCACUCUCUGCUAUGGCACAGCAAUCUUUGCUUACAUGAGUCCCAAAGCCAACACUUCACCCAACCAAGACAAGAUGGUAUCAAUAUUCUAUGCAGUAGUUACUCCCAUGCUCAACCCUAUCAUAUACAGUCUAAGGAACAAGGAAGUAAAAGGAGCCCUGUCUAAAGCAGUAAGGAAAAGUAUCACCACUUAA
Molecule: messenger RNA, 936 nt
Organism: Lacerta agilis (Sand lizard)
Lineage: Eukaryota; Metazoa; Chordata; Lepidosauria; Squamata; Lacertidae
Product: olfactory receptor-like protein OLF3
Exons: 1
Coding region: 1-936 (311 amino acids)
Biological process (GO): G protein-coupled receptor signaling pathway
Cellular component (GO): membrane
Molecular function (GO): G protein-coupled receptor activity; olfactory receptor activity
Source: RefSeq, a predicted model, not a curated record